AUGGUUGCCAACAUUAAUUCAGGUGAAACCGUGAUCAACCUUGACGACACCAAUACAAUCGUCACGCUCAACCUAGCUGCCCAACUCCCUGCCAAGCUCUUCGGCGAUAAUUUUCUGACAUGGCGCGCCCAGCUCUUUACUCUCCUCCGCGGUCUCGAUCUGCUAAAAUUCAUCGACUGCUCGCAUCCUGAACCUGUCGCCACAGCUGUUACUGCCGUUCGCACUCAAUGGGUACGGCAAGACCAACUCAUUCUUCAUGCUAUCCUUGCUUCUGUUUCUCCAGGCGUCGCACCUUAUGUCUCUGCUGCGGCCACUGCUCGUCAGGCCUGGACUAUCCUUGAGCGCAUGUUUGCCAGUCAGUCACGUCAACGUGUCAUUAAUCUUAAGGGGAAACUUCUUCGUGAGACUCAAGGAAAUCGCCUAGUCUCAGUCUACCUUCAGGCUAUGCGCACUACCGUUGCGGAGCUCGCCCUCGUCAACGCUCCGGUUAGUGACGAAGACCUAAUUCUCCAUAUUCUUCGCGGCCUGCAUGAAAAAUUUGGACAGCUCGUUGCCGCCAUCGUUGCUCGGGACACCACUAUUCAGAUUGAAGAUUUACAUGAUCGCCUUGUUGAUUUUAAGGCGGAUUUAGCUGUUGUCCGUAUCUCCGCUGCUCCUACCACAUACUUUUCCUCGGCUAGGGGCGAUCUCCUCGCCCGUACUCUCAUUCCCGUACUCCUGGACAGUCUCGCCGCGGCUCGCUCACGCCCAUCUCCUAUGGCUAUGAUAACUCCUAUUGUCGGACGCCGAGUCCCCGCUCUCCUCGGCCUUAUCCUGGCUACUCCGCCAGUCCGCCAGCACCCGUCUCUACUUGGCCGACCCCAGCUCCUCUGUCAAUACUGCGACAAACCGGGUCAUUCUGCCAAGGAUUGCUACCGCAUUCGCGGUCGUCCUCAAGCCCAUCAACAACUGUUGUGGCCUCUUCUAAUGAUGGUUGGUUGGUGGAUUCUGCGGCCACAAAUCAUAUGA
Molecule: messenger RNA, 1008 nt
Organism: Linum trigynum
Lineage: Eukaryota; Viridiplantae; Streptophyta; Magnoliopsida; Malpighiales; Linaceae
Source: the annotation of a GenBank genome assembly